This is a messenger RNA of Eleginops maclovinus (Patagonian blennie), 1780 nucleotides long. RefSeq names its product rhotekin-like. The transcript has 13 exons. The record is from RefSeq and is a predicted model, not a curated record. Gene Ontology annotation, biological process: signal transduction; mitotic cytokinesis; septin ring organization. The coding region runs from base 97 to 1452 and encodes 451 amino acids. Gene Ontology annotation, cellular component: actomyosin contractile ring. NCBI's taxonomy places the organism in Eukaryota, Metazoa, Chordata, Actinopteri, Perciformes, Eleginopidae.
CCGCUCUGAUACUCAGUCAGCUGUGAGAUUAGUCCCUCCACUCACUGUACUGCCUGCUGACCGGAGCGCACCUCUGAGGCUCUGCAGGGAGGGAACAUGAGCGAUACCAUGCAGCAAGAAGAGGUGCUGAGGCAGAUUGAGAGGGAGGUGCGAAUGCGGGAGGGAGCCAGUAAGCUGCUGGCAGCUUGUUCCAGGAGAGAGCAGGCCCUGGAGGCCUCCAAAAGCCUGCUGACCUGCAAUGCCCGCAUCCUGGCCCUACUCAGCCAACUACAGAAGAUGAGGAAAGCUCAAAUCCUGCAGAGAGCGGGACGCAGGCCCUCUGAAGAUGCUGUGCCGUGUUUUGGAAAAGUAUCUCUCUCAGACCUGCGUAUCCCGCUGAUGUGGAAAGACUCAGAGUACUUCAAAAACAAAGGAGAGCUCCAGCGCUGUGCUGUCUUCUGUCUGCUGCAGUGUGGUACAGAGAUCCAUGACACGGAUGUGGUGAUGGUUGACAGGACUUUGACUGAUAUCUGUUUUGAAGACACUAUCAUAUUCAACGAAGCAGGUCCCGGGUUCCAGCUCCGCGUUGAGCUGUACAGCAGUUGUGCUGUCGAGGAUUUCUCCCCCGGGGCUCUAGGACCCAGGAGAUCGAGCCGCCUGGGGGGAUCCGUGGGACGCUCCUCCGGGAAAAAGAUCCGUGCUGUGUUUGAGUCUGCCGCUGUUUGUGGAGGAAAUGUAGGAGUUGGAAGUGUGUCACCGCCUCUAUCCCCUGACCAUUCUACACUGGGGCCUAAGUUUAACCUGCUGGCUCACGCAACACUGACACUUGAUCAUGUCCAGGAAGGUUUCAAGACCCAUGAUUUGUCCCUGGCAGCAACAGAGGAUAAUCCAUUCUGGUUGCCUCUGUAUGGCAAUAUGUGCUGCCGCCUGGUUGCUCAGCCUCUGUGCAUGAUUCAGCCCGUCAUAAGUGGCCAACUCAAGGUUAAGGUUGGAGAAGACCUUAAUUGCUGGCAAAAUGGCUUUAGCGUUCUCAGGGGGAAAAUUCUCCUCUGCUAUCAGAGUCAAGAAGACAUGGAGUCUGAGGACAAGCCAUUCCUGAAAAUCCCCAUCACACAGGAUACCAUUGUCUGUGUCUCAGAGAGAGAUCCUGACUGUUGCCAGACUGUAAACAUCAUCACAUGGCAUCAAGGAGAAGAAGUCACCCUCACGCUUAUCCCUCACACUCCUGAAGACACCCAGCGCUGGACCAAGGCCAUCUGGCAGCACAUCUACAACAUGAGCCAAUGGAAACAGUGUUGUCAUCACUUGAUGAAGAUUGAAAUGCAGAGCUCCAGGAAAGCCGUUCCAGUGAGGCAGGGAUCGCUAUACCAUGAAAUAGUGACGCCCUCGGCUCCUGGAGAGGGUCAUGUGAUCCCGGAUUUAUCUGUUGAGAUCCGCACUUUGCUCUCUUCCUACUACAAGGAGAGUUAUUGAUGACCCUGCCACAGUCAUCAUGGAGGAGUGAGAAACCUUCGGACUUUAUUAAUUUGCUGUUUCCACACCUGGUCAAGAACAUUUUAAAAUAUACAGGAUUUAAAAGGACAAUCUUACUAAUAAUUCAUCUUUUUUCAAAUUUCAUAUCAACUCUGAACUGUUAACCCAACCAGAAAUGUAAAAAACAGACAUAAAUCCUCAAGGUUCAUCAUUGCUAAACAUUGAAACUCUUUAAUAUAACUGUUGAUAUUGUUUUCCCACAUGCACGCUCCAUAUUGUAAAAAGGCUGACGGCUUCAUAUUUCUAAAUAAAGGUCUGAUGCUUGUUA